This is a messenger RNA of Fusarium poae, 1761 nucleotides long. RefSeq lists its product as uncharacterized. The record is from RefSeq and is a predicted model, not a curated record. The transcript has 4 exons. Bases 1 to 1761 code for a protein of 586 amino acids. Lineage: Eukaryota; Fungi; Ascomycota; Sordariomycetes; Hypocreales; Nectriaceae. Gene Ontology annotation, molecular function: heme binding; oxidoreductase activity, acting on paired donors, with incorporation or reduction of molecular oxygen; monooxygenase activity.
AUGGCCUUUCCUAUCUUGAUCAUCAGCGCCAUCGGCGUAUCCUUUGUUUUUCUGCUGCGUUGGCUCGCGACAUACGCGCGCACAGUCCUCAAGGUCCGCCGUAAUGGCCACCCCGCGAUCCAUAGCGGUAUCAUGCUCUUCGAGUCCGUUGUGCGCUCAUGGUAUCCUCGCAUUCCAGUCUUGGUACCCAUGGAAAAGCUUACUCUGAAGGAUCCCUUCAAGAAAUUCGCUGAUGCGCGAAGCGAUAUGAUUGUGAUUACCGAGGCCACAUCACCUAAUGGCAUUGCCUACCUCUUUGGAUCACCAAAGAUCUUUCGUGAAAUUGGUCGCAAUGGUGACAUCUUCCUCAAACCUCUUGAGAAGAUUCGCUAUCGCAUGCUCAACACUUUUGGACUGCAACUUGCCUCGGCACAGAAUGGUGCUCAGCAUGAGAGGCACAAACGUGUUGUCAAAGCAGUGUUUAACAACGAACUCAUGGAAAAUGGGUGGUACAACAUGCGCAACAUGUGGCGCACUUUGCUCCGUGAAGAGGGCAUCUAUCCAGUGGCUGCCAACUCAGAGACUGCACCCAUCGUACGAGAUAUGAAGUCAACCAUGCUCAAGGUCACACUCGGUGCCAUUGGUGCUUCCUGGUUCGACAUUGAUAUCCCCUGGGACCCAGCCAAGGAGACACAGCGCCAAAAUAAUGAGUUGAUGCCAUUUGCCGAGACACUGAAAGUGGUAUGGGACUCACCAUUUGUGCAGACUGUGCUACCACUCUGGUUCUUGGAAUGGAGUCCCUCGUCGUACUUGCGUCGUGCUGGCUGGGCGCAGCGAUCUCUUGUCGCACAUAUUAAGAAUGCCCAGGCUGAGACAAGGCGAAGAAUCGAAGAAAGGAAAGAUACAACUGAGGUUGAAGGCCGCACAAGAAAGUACAGAAACCUCAUCGAUGCGCUUGUUGAUUCACAAAACGACGUGGAAAAGGCCGAGAGGCUCGAGAAGGGAUAUUUAGCGCCCAAUGUCGGUCUAUCAGACAAAGAGGUCCAGGGCAACAUUUUCUCCUUCAUGGUAACUGGUCAUGAAACAUCCUCGCACACACUGACUUGGGUAUUAUCACUGCUCGCCAAGAACACUGACUGGCAAGAAAAGCUCUAUGAAGAGGUCAGCAAGGUGAACACUAUUCUCUUGGAUGAGGCUUCAGGUCUGGACGGCGCGAAACCACUGAAGUAUCUCGCCUAUGAGGAAAUGUCAAAUCUCCCUCUGAUCCUUGCUGCUACUGUCGAGACCCUUCGUAUGCGCGAUUUAGCUAUGCAGAUGACACGUGUGGCCUCACGUAACACUACACUCAGCUACACAACCUGGGAUGGCGAGAACCCAGCUGAGGCCAAGGUGCAACACCACACUAUCUCCAUUCCUGCGGGCACACGCGUGCACCUCGACACAGCGGCAUUUGGAGUCAAUCCUUUCAAGUGGGAGAACCCAGCAACAUACAACCCGGCACGUCAUAUUCGUGAGACUGAAGAUGCGAAUGGUAACAAAAAGGUGGCCGUUUCCUACGAGGACUUCAUCGGCUACUCAUCUGGUUCACGUCAGUGUAUUGGUAAGCGUUUUGCUGAGGUGACAAUGGUGUGCUUCCUAGCACACACGAUUCUCAACUACCGGUGGGAGGUUGUGGCUGAGCCGGGUGAGACCCAAGAGCAGGCUAAGAUUAGGGCAUCUACUGGUUCGGAACAGUUCAUGUUGACGCCACCGGCUUACGAUCUGCGCUUUAUCAGACGCUAA